AUGACACGACCACGGCCGCUCAUGCGAGCCAAGCAAUUGGCGCUGGACGACGGCCCCGAGUCGCAAGACAGCCAGGCGAUUCUCGACGCUCUCAAGGCUGAGUUCGGUGCUGCAGUGCUUCACGGGCCCCUUGAAUCGCCGCCACAGCCCGGGACACAGAGCGAGGAUGUGGAUGUGAACGCGGGAAGAGGCGCCGCAGAAGAGCGUGAAGAGCGGCACACCGACAACGGAGCCGAGGCUGGCGAUUUGGACAUUUCAAGCUCGGCGAGACGAAGCGCACGCUGGCUAGAAAACAGCUUCAAGAAGCAAUCCAUUGAUACGCCACACCGCAGUGAUGCGAGUAAUCCUGCAGCCGAAAUUCACAGAGUGGGACGCGAAGCACCCCAGACUCACCAACCACCAGCACGGCCAAGGCUCAGCGAACAGGACCUGGAUGAUGCCGUCGUAGCUGAGAGCAGCCCGUUCGGCCGAAACGCACGUUCCUCAUCCUCUCCACGCAAUCGCGACAACACGAAUCAGAGCCACAGCGACAACACCCCUACCAUGCCAAUUGGCGCUGGUAGGUCGCAAAUGGGGGGAGCCAUGGACAUCUCACAGCAGACGCCCACGCAGGUCAAUGUGGAACGAGACUAUGACCGAUUCUACCAACCGGUAGAGUCCAGCUCUCUACCCGACACGCUGCAUGUUGAUGACACCGGCGCAGUCAACUUUGGGAACUUGAGCCCUGGUGCCCGUCCGUCAUCUCAAGUCUCUGAAGAUGCAGGCUUCGAAAAUACUCGUGGCGAGUGGAGGGCGCCAGAUGCGACCUCGCAGCACCGGCCAAGUAGUGGUUAUACUCCCUUCAAGCCCGCCGGCCUUCCUCCAGAAACGCCGGUACCGCCUAAGAAUCCCUUUGCUAUUCAGAACGAUGCGAAUGGUGGUGUUCCUUUUGCAGGCACACAGCUCUUUGAGCAAACGCCCAUGGUAACCUCCGCCAUUAAACUCCAUAGUCCCACAUCGUCCCGACCGUCGCCGGCCAUGUUGCUCGACACAAUUUCGCUGAAUGUUAUGGGGACAUCUCCUCUGAAAGCACGCGCAAAUGUCUCUUCACCGACUGUUGCACAUACAUCAAGCCCUAGCCGCGCAAACAACAUUCCGACGAGCACACACAAGCCCAAAGUGUCCCCAAUCCAAGAAGAGGCCUUAGAUGAGGGUAGAGAACAUCGAGAUGACAUGAUACCAGAAUCACCGACUAUUCAGCCAUCGAAACGACACGGAAACCGACAGCCUCUAGCACACUAUGAGCCGAUGAAGAAAUCUCAAGAUCGUAAAGCAGUAGUGGACAUGCCACAACUGCAAUUGGGUAUUGAUAGCGAUUCGGACGAUGCAAUCAUAAGGAUGAGACGUAAGAAAAGGAUGAAUAAAAUAAGACUACAGACAGCGGAGGAGAUGGAGAAGGUGAUGGUGCAGAUACCUCCACAGCGAGAUGCGGGCGAAAGUCGGAACCGAAAACGAAGAAGGCUAUCUUCAAGCAUUGAUGAAGGAACGCUUCCAAGUCAUCACAAUCAAAGUCCAGAAAGAAUGGAGCUUGCCAGUCCAGAUGGCGGAUUGCGCAGUUCUCAGAAAGGAUCAAGUUUGCCGGGGCAGAUUUUGUUAGCUGAAUCGACAAAGGCAACGCCCCGAGACGAUGCGGCUGCGCCAUCAAAGCAUAGUAGCAAAGGAGCCUCGAAUACUAAACCGGGGAGAAGCAAAUAUGACGCUUCUGAGGAAAUGAUUCCUGCUACUAGUCCUGUCAGAUCCUUCCCAGCGGGAGCUCGGCGCGAUGUGCCGGUAGCCUCUGAGCCUGAGCCGGAGCUUCCAGUAUUAGCUAAGGAUGGAUCUGCAGAAAACGAGGCCGAAGAUGAUAUUCAGACAUCUUCACUCCCUCCACCACGUCGACAUGCGCAGAGAUUAUAUGGAAGUCGAGCACAAAGCAGUCGCCGAAGCAGGAUUAUUACUUCUUCAGAGACGAAUGAGAGAACGUCGGUCGAACCGGAUGUUCAGGCACAUAAGAGAGCCUUGCCGAGUUCCAGUAAUGCAACUAUUGUUCCUGCCAGGACUGGGACAGCAGAAACAGAAAAUAUUGAACCUAGGGUGUCAAAGACGGACUCUGCAGCUGCAAUACCAACAGCAAUUCGAACUUUGAGACGCGACAACAAAAUGCCGCUCACACCGGUACGGCCCCGUAGAGCUGAUCGAAAGAAUCACACAUCAUCUAGCUUAACAACUUCAUCAACGCCCGCGGCCUCGGACAAAACUACGCCAGAUACACCAUCUUCCCCCGUAUCUGACCAGCCGGAACUCAAGGCUGCUACGUCGUCUUCUCCUGCGCAGGGUCGAAAGAUGAGAUCUAGAAAAUCGGAAAGGACAUCAUCAAAGGACAAGCCUCCACAGCAAGCUUCCAAAGCUUUAAGAACAAGUAUCCGGUCUCUUCUACACGAGCCGAGUUCUACAGAUGAGCUGCAACAGUCGCCGUCUAGCAGUGUUCUUGAGUCAGGGGUUUCCUCACUGAGGUCGAGUAGAAUCUUCAAACAAAGCGUUGGAUCCACUUUCCGUGGACGAAGAUUAUUUGAGGGCAUGGCCUUUGCAAUAUCCAUGUCACCUGACAAAAAGAAUGAAAAGACCCGUGCUAAUAUAGAGGCAAAGAUCAAGCAAGCCGGUGGUGUAAUUCUGGAAUCAGGAUUUGAAGAAUUAUUUGAGCCCACUACGGUAAUGAGCACCUAUAACGUACCAAGUACGGAUGAUGGAGAACCUCUUAGCUUAUCCAGCUCUUAUCUAAACUAUGGAUUCACCGCCCUGAUUGCAGACACACAUUCCCGCAAAGUCAAAUACAUGCAGGCAUUGGCUCUAGGACUGCCUUGUCUAGCAUACCAGUGGAUAGUAACAUGUCUCAACAAAGGAGUUCUGAUUGAUUGGGAGCCCUAUCUCCUUGCAGCAGGAUCAUCUGCCAUCCUAGGUAAUGCAGUAAGGUCGAGAUGCUUACGCCCAUACGAUGCUGAAGUUGCAAGGCUUGUAGAAAUGAUUGACAAGCGGCCAAAGCUACUUGCGGCCGAAAAGUUGCUCGCUGUCGUGGAUGACAAAAGGGCUCGAAAUGAAGGGAAAAGGAAAAAGAACGACUUGGAGAAGCAGCCAUAUCUGUUUCUCGCUCAGGCACUGGGGCCUUCAAUUUCUUGGGUUUCGACGAUACAGCAGGCUCGCGAAAUGCUAGAGGCACAAGGCAAGGCGGGUGAGCCAUUUACCUGGAUAUAUAUGGAUGAAUCUAUAGGCUCUGUUGAAUCAGUGCUUGCGAAGCCGGAAUUAGCCGGCAAGAAACGGAGAAGAUCCCAAGGAUUACCAGCAGCGAAAAAUGUUCGUGUGCUGUGUGAUGAGCUCAUGAUUCAAAGUCUCAUCCUUGGAAGGAUAGUGGAAGAAGAUGAAAUGUAUGACGCGGGGUUGAAAGGUUGAGCAGUUAUAUCCUAUAACUUGGCGUUUUUGGAUUAUGGAAAAAGGAUAUUUAUUUUACGGUAUUGGAUGCGGUAAUGUAUAGCACGGAAAAGUGCGCUUCAAGAUGGUACUGGAAAGACUUGGUCUAAAAGCAGGGAGUUGGUUUAAAAGACUCAAUGAGGCUCUUUGUCUAGCUGUGUUUGUGGUGUUGAAUUGAAUACGAAUUGGUUUAUUGUUGGUGGAAGGCUACGUUGAUCCUUAUUGGACUAAUCGCUUGGCUUGCUUGAAGAGAGCCCAGGAUAUGGAUUACAACUGCUAUUUAACGCUAAUUCAUCUUAGCUGACAAGUCGCUUUCUUCUUGUUGUGAACCAAUCACUUCCACUUGAUGCAAUCCAUGUCCUGGUAUAAGUCGUAU
Trichoderma asperellum CBS 433.97 is the source of this 3856-nucleotide messenger RNA. RefSeq lists its product as uncharacterized. Gene Ontology annotation, molecular function: histone binding. NCBI's taxonomy places the organism in Eukaryota, Fungi, Ascomycota, Sordariomycetes, Hypocreales, Hypocreaceae. The record is from RefSeq and is a predicted model, not a curated record. Gene Ontology annotation, cellular component: nucleus. Gene Ontology annotation, biological process: positive regulation of transcription by RNA polymerase II; DNA damage checkpoint signaling.